AUGGCGUCCAACAGUCUACCUGCAUCUAGCGCAAGCGGAGACACCAUUGACGAAGUGACACUGAAGUCCCGUAUUGAGAAGCAGCUCUCUGACGAGUGUACAAAAUUCGAGCCCUUCGAGCAAUGUGGAAAUCAUAUGACUUAUAUCGCACAUAUGAAAAAGGGACAGCAGGCAGUGUUCAUUCGAGUUCAAUGGUCUAUCCUGAAACAUGCCGGCUGCGGUAUGACCUCUCCCAUGGCCAUGCGUUCAGAGGUCGCCACCUUGCGUUUUCUGAAAUCCAAGACCAAGAUCCCGGUUCCUGGAAUCCUGUAUCAUGACGUUGAUGCCGAUAGGAAGGUCGGAGGUGAAUGGAUGAUCAUGGAAUACGUCGACGGCGACAACCUUUCUACAGUAUGGCGAGGCCUCAAUGCGAAGCAGCGCGAACAGGUCUGCCUCGCUAUCGCUGAUGUAUGGGUGGAGAUAAUCAACGUAACUUUCAACUCGAUUGGAAGUAUUUACGAGAGGGAGAACGGGGAGUUUCAUAUCGGACCCAUGACCCGUCUGGCGUCAAAUCGAAACACUUCCAUUUCCCCACCCAAGCUCGAGAAAUGUGGUCCAUUUCCGACGGCAAAGGACUGGCUCUUGGCGACUGCGCGACGAGAUCUAGAUUUUGGGCAGAAACCUCAAGAUAAUGACGCCCAGAGGCAACUUUUUGUCGACGCUGCAGUAGCCAAUAUCCAGAAGCACAUCUUUCCGGAUCGCCUUGAAGAUUUACCCAUCGUCCUCGAACACAUAGACUUUGCGCCACGUAAUAUUCUGGUCAGUCGGGCGGACCCUACAAAGAUAGUAACGAUCGUAGACUGGGAAGCCUCCCGCACUGUCCCCAUGUGGGCUUCAAACCCAAAUUUCAGCUUUCCCCCCCUGUCGGUGACGGACGAGGAGAGGAAGCACCUUCUCACGUUGUUGACCAAUCGCAUAAUUUCCAAGGUUCCUGCUUGGGAGAAGGCGAUAGGACAGGACCUGCAGCCUCUGCGAAUUUUGCAUGAUCGCGCGAUAUAUAGUCUCCGAGUCGGUAUAAGUAGGUCCUUGUAUAACGCUAUGGACAAGUCAUCGGAUCGAAGUUUCGAUCGAGUAACUGUAACGGGUGCGGUAACAGGUCGGCGCCUUCGACGUCCCACGGGAAGUAUUUUACUGUUAUGGCCUAGUCGAAACGAACCCUAA
Molecule: messenger RNA, 1200 nt
Organism: Guyanagaster necrorhizus
Lineage: Eukaryota; Fungi; Basidiomycota; Agaricomycetes; Agaricales; Physalacriaceae
Exons: 6
Coding region: 1-1200 (399 amino acids)
Source: RefSeq, a predicted model, not a curated record